Pelecanus crispus (Dalmatian pelican) is the source of this 1569-nucleotide messenger RNA. It is a transcript of the gene PAH, whose product is annotated as phenylalanine hydroxylase. Gene Ontology annotation, biological process: L-phenylalanine catabolic process; L-tyrosine biosynthetic process. Lineage: Eukaryota; Metazoa; Chordata; Aves; Pelecaniformes; Pelecanidae. The record is from RefSeq and is a predicted model, not a curated record. Gene Ontology annotation, molecular function: phenylalanine 4-monooxygenase activity; iron ion binding.
AUGGACGCACAGCACUGCAAAAUGAAUGGUGACCCUUUCCAGGAAUCUAUGUACAUUGAAGAGUCCUCAAAUAAAAAUGGCGUGAUUUCUUUGAUUUUCUCUCUGAAAGAAGAAGUUGGGGCAUUGGCUAAAGUUCUGCGCACAUUUGAGGAAAAAGGUAUAAACCUGACCCACAUUGAGUCUCGACCUUCCCGUCUCAACAAAGAUGAGUACGAAUUCUUCAUUAACUUGGAAGGCAAGAAUGUCCCAGCACUGGACAAGAUCAUCAAGUCCCUGAGAAAUGAUAUCGGAGCAACGGUCCAUGAGCUUUCACGAACAAAGAAGAAGGACACUGUGCCAUGGUUCCCAAGAAGCAUCCAGGAGCUGGACAGGUUUGCCAAUCAGAUCCUAAGCUAUGGAUCAGAAUUGGAUGCUGACCAUCCUGGGUUCAAAGAUCCUGUGUACCGGGCCCGGAGGAAGGAGUUUGCAGAUAUCGCCUACAACUACAGACAUGGCCAGCCUAUUCCUCGAGUUACCUACACGGAAGAAGAAAAGAAAACAUGGGCCACAGUCUUCAGGGAGCUGAAGAGUCUCUAUCCAACUCAUGCUUGUUAUGAACACAACCAUGUGUUCCCACUGCUGGAGAAGUACUGUGGCUACCGGGAGGACAACAUUCCCCAGCUUGAAGACAUUUCAAAAUUCUUGCAGACCUGCACUGGAUUUCGCCUACGUCCUGUUGCAGGCUUACUGUCCUCUCGGGACUUCUUGGCUGGGCUGGCAUUCCGAGUAUUUCACUCUACACAGUAUAUUCGCCAUUCGUCCAAACCCAUGUACACACCAGAGCCUGAUAUUUGCCAUGAGCUGCUAGGACAUGUGCCUCUUUUUGCUGAUCCCAGCUUUGCUCAGUUUUCCCAGGAAAUUGGACUGGCAUCUCUGGGAGCUCCAGAUGAUUUCAUCGAGAAACUCGCUACGGUUUAUUGGUUUACGGUGGAGUUUGGACUAUGUAAAGAAGGCGAUUCACUCAAGGCAUAUGGUGCAGGGCUGCUGUCUUCAUUUGGGGAGCUGCAGUAUUGUUUAUCAAGUAAGCCUGAGAUUCAGCCUCUUGUCCUGGAGAAGACUGCUGUGCAGAAGUACCCUGUUACUGAGUUCCAGCCUGUCUACUAUGUUGCUGAAAGUUUUAAAGAUGCAAAAGAAAAGCUAAGGAAAUUUGCUCAAACAAUCCCUCGUCCUUUCUCUGUUCGGUACAAUCCCUACACCCAGAGGAUUGAAGUCUUGGACAAUGCAAAGCAGCUGAAGAACUUAGCCGACACUAUCAAUGGUGAGAUGGGGAUCCUUUGCAAUGCCCUCCAGAAGAUAAAAUGAAGAUUUGCUGUAACUCACUAAUCACUGCCUACUGACUAGAACCUGCCAUGUGCAAAUACCAAUCUUCAUCUAGUCAGUCUAUUAUCUUCCUGUGUAUUGCAUGAAUGCUUAUUUUACAUACCUUAAUUAGUAUAGAUUAGCAGAGGAAGAGACACCUACAGGUGACCCUCAACAUUUUUGGCCUUCAGACACUAAUUCAUUUUUUCUCACUAAUGCAAAAAAUCCCCU